UGAAAUAAAAGUUACACGAGUUUUUUAUAUUCGGUAUAUCUCUAAUGAUAAUACAGAUAUGAAAGAAUUACCAAUGCAUGAAGUGAUCAAGCCAUUAGCUUGGUUAAAAGGGAUAUGGAAAACUAAAGAUCCUGGUGUGGGUAAAUUUCCAACAAUUAAGUCUUUUACAUACUGUGAAGAAAUGACUUUUACUUCUAUUGGUCAACCAAUGUUGAAUUAUGUUGCAAAAAGUUGGAAUAUUGAUACAGGAAAUCCAAUGCAUUACGAAGUUGGUUUUUUGAAAAUAAUACCUAAUACAAAUAUAAUACAAUUACUAUUGUCUCAUAACUUUGGUGUAACAACUGUAGAAGAAGGAGUAAUAAAAGAUAAAAUUAUUGAAUUGAAAGCAACUAAUAUAGGAAGACCAACAGAUGGAAUAAAAUCACCUGCAGUAAUUGAGCUUCGAAGACAAUUUGAACUUAUUGGAGAUUAUUUACAUCAUACAUUAUAUAUGGCUACAGAAAAUACACCAAAAUUACAAGAACAUUUACAUGCAGUUUAUGUUAAAAAAAAUGAAGACACUUCAUGA
This is a messenger RNA of Eufriesea mexicana, 568 nucleotides long. Its product is annotated as THAP domain-containing protein 4. The transcript is spliced from 3 exons. Bases 59 to 568 code for a protein of 169 amino acids. Lineage: Eukaryota; Metazoa; Arthropoda; Insecta; Hymenoptera; Apidae. The record is from RefSeq and is a predicted model, not a curated record.